This is a messenger RNA of Mytilinidion resinicola, 1797 nucleotides long. Its product is annotated as MFS general substrate transporter. The record is from RefSeq and is a predicted model, not a curated record. Gene Ontology annotation, biological process: transmembrane transport. Gene Ontology annotation, molecular function: transmembrane transporter activity. Gene Ontology annotation, cellular component: membrane. Bases 1 to 1797 code for a protein of 598 amino acids. The transcript has 6 exons. NCBI's taxonomy places the organism in Eukaryota, Fungi, Ascomycota, Dothideomycetes, Mytilinidiales, Mytilinidiaceae.
AUGUCGGGCACGAUGAAUGAAAAGGGUUCUCGCGGGCAACUCGAGGCCUCGACAGAAGCUGUCGAACAUAUUGAAAAUACCCAGCACCUCCAACAUGGGGAGGCAGCGCCGUAUCAUUUUACUUUCUUCAAAUUCAUGGCCCUCUCGGGGAUCAUUGUGGGAUACAUGGCAGACGCCUUCAACACUCAACUCACAGGGUCUACCUACAGUGGCAUCAAUGCAAAGAUAGGACCCGACCCCUUUGAUGUCUGGAUUGGUGGUAUGCUGCCUUUGAUCGGGUCUGCCUUUGGCCCCUUUGUUGGAUAUCUCAGCGACAUCUACGGUCGGCGCAUCUUCCUCUUGGUCGGAGCAACGUUCGGGGCCCUAGGCAAUCUCGGAUCGGCUUGCUCAGACUCGGUUCCCAAAGUCUAUGGAACAGGAAUCAUCGUGGGAUUUGGAAUAUUGAAUAAACAAGUGUCAGUUGCCGCAGUCGCCGAAAUCUUCCCUAGGUCCUGGCGACCUUUCGUGUUUGGCUGCUUUUGGGCAGCUCUGGCCCCUGCAGAAGGAUUUGCACCUAUAGUAGGUGCUAGCAUCCUCGCCUACCGGUCUUGGAAGGUGGUCUACUGGAUUCCAUUUGCACUGAACACCCUGGCGCUCUUCCUCGUCUAUCUCUUUUACCACCCUUUGAAUCAACGCAUCAAAGUGGUCGAUAAAACACGAUGGCAACUGCUGGCUUCUCUAGACCAUGUCUCCGGGGGCUUGAUAGGGUUCGGGACAGCAUUGGCGCUCAUAGGUGUGGAGCUGGGAGAAUUCAACUUGGGAUGGCGUGAUUCAAGGUCACUCGGCUGUGUGGUGGCUGGGCUGUUUCUGCUCCUCGGCUGUGUUGUGCCAUGGGGAUUUUUCAUGCGCAAACGUCUUCCUUACCCAAUGCUCCCGAGGGCCGUUUGGAGUCAUUAUCGGCGCUACUCGCUCAACAUGGUCCCACUCGGGUUUCUUGCAUUGAUAGCCUCGACGGCCGUCUUCUUGUGGCCCCUGAUGGUGCAGGUGCUGUUCGAACAAGACCCCAUCAAGGCGGGCUGGUUGAGCUCUGCACCCCUGAUCACGGGGGUGUUUUUGGCUCCAGUCUUUGGGUGGAUAUUUCAGAAGUUUGGCUAUCAGUCCCACUGGACUGUAACGUGCCUAGCAGCAUCCCUCACUUUGUUGACCGGCGUUCAAGCGGUAGUUACUCCCAGUUCAAAGGCAGCUUCGACCUCGCUGGCAUGUUUGGCCAAUGUGGCAUGGACGGGCCUGGUGGUAGGAUUCGGUGCCAUCUUCCAACUUGUGCCUCAUCGUAACCUGGGAACAUCAACCGCGAUCUAUCUCUGGCUUCGAACCUGCGUCAAUGCCGCCGGAGCCAUGAUAUUUCCCACUACCCUGAAGAACAACCUUCCCAAGUACAUUGCUCGCGAUGUUGCCAUUCCAUUGGCAAAGGCUGGAGUAAGCCCGCUCCUCAUCCCGCAACUAAUCGAGGCCCUUACUUCUGGCGACACGAAAAAUCCCGUUCUUGGGCAAGUGCCGCUACUGGCACUUCUGACGGCCGGUGAGGGAAUCAAAUGGGCUUAUGUACAUACAUUCCGCCUCAUCUUCUUUUCGACUUUAGCGUGGGGAGUAUGCGGGACCGUUGUGGCGGCACUGACUAGAAGCUACGGGUCCGAGCUGACGCCGGUGGUGGAUACUGAACUGCUUGAGGGUCUCCAUUUCAAUGCCAAGCUUGACACGGGUGAGGGAACUGUCAUCCGCCAAGAGGAAUAUGUCACGCAUUUUGAUGCGUUGGAUUGA